Molecule: messenger RNA, 693 nt
Organism: Gryllus bimaculatus (two-spotted cricket)
Lineage: Eukaryota; Metazoa; Arthropoda; Insecta; Orthoptera; Gryllidae
Source: the annotation of a GenBank genome assembly
GUGGGCAUGGACCCCAGGAUGACGGAGGUGCACCGGAUUCCCUCGGACCCCCGCAUUCCGACGGACCCGAGGUUCGGGUCCGACCCGCGGAUUCCCAACGACCCCAGGUCGCCGUCGAGACCCCACUACCAGCAGUUGCAGCAGCGCCGGUGGAGCGAGUACACGGACCCCAGGUCCAACGGCCAGUUCAUACGGUCUGCCAGCGCGCGGCUGCCCCGGCAGAGGUACCAGGACGACGAGGACGAUUCGCACGUGGAAGAGCACCGGCAGAGGUCAACAUCCGACGUCAGAGAAGGGGAGAGAAAGAUACAGCAGCGGGAGGAGUCGAUGAAGCGGCUGCUGGAGUGGAAGCAGCGCAUGCUGCAGAGCCCGCUCGCGCGCAAGCCGUCGGGCUCCUCGGCGCGCGGCACGGCGCAGAACGAGCUGUCGCGCUACUACAAGCAGCAGCAGCAGGUGCUGCGCGAGCUCGCCUCCCACGAGCAGGCCAACGCCCAGCAGGGCGGGCGCAGCCGUGAGGACUCUGGCGGCAGCGGGGGCGCGGGCGGGAGCCGGUCGGCGCGCCGCCGCCCGCUGCCCGAGGACAGCCACACCAUCCCGGGCCCCAGCCGCGCCGCAGGCCGCAGCCGCAGCCAGGACGGGCGACGCUCCUCGGCCUCCGUCAACCGCUACAACAGCUUCUCGUCCGACGACGAA